CGCAUGCGCAGACCUCAGCAGCCGAUCAGCUGACCGUGAGUGAAGCCUUUGGAAACACUGGAGUGUCAUUAUGAAUAUCAAAUCCUAAGACGGAUCCCUAGUGAAGCGUGUAGUUAAAACUAGCGGGUGAUCGUCGCGUCGUCUCGUUCACGUCGAAAUCAGACUGUCUGUUUAUCGCUCCUCAGCAGCCAUGACCGAGUUCUGGUUGAUCUCUGCUCCUGGAGAGAAGACCUGCCAGCAGACGUGGGACAAACUAAUGACGGCCACGACUCGCACCAACAACCUCUCCACCAACAACAAGUUCAACAUUCCCGAUCUCAAGGUCGGGACAUUAGAUGUCCUGGUGGGGCUGUCGGAUGAGCUGGCCAAGCUGGACGCUUUUGUCGAGAGCGUGGUGAAGAAGGUGGCUCAGUACAUGGCCGACGUGUUGGAGGACAGUCGAGAUAAAGUCCAGGAGAACCUGCUGGCCAACGGAGUCGAUCUGGUCACUUAUGUCACGAGAUUUCAGUGGGACAUGGCCAAGUACCCUAUCAAACAAUCCUUGAAGAACAUUUCGGAGAUCGUCUCCAAGCAAGUCUCACAGAUCGACAAUGACCUGAAGGCCCGCGCCGCCUACAACAACCUGAAGGGAAACCUACAGAAUCUAGAGAGGAAGAACGCAGGGAGCCUGCUGACCAGGAGUUUGGCAGACAUCGUCAAGAAAGACGACUUUGUGCUCGAUUCUGAAUACCUCAUUACUAUGCUGGUCGUGGUACCAAAAACAAACUACACCGAGUGGCAGCGCACUUACGAGACUCUGGCAGAAAUGGUGGUGCCGCGAUCUACGAAUUUACUUUUCGAGGACCAGGAAAGCGGCCUGUUCACCGUCACGCUCUUCAGAAAGGCCAUCGAUGACUUCAGACUCAAGGCCAGAGAGAACAAGUUCACGGUCCGGGACUUCCAGUACAACGAGGAGGAAAUGAAAGCCGAUAAGGAGGAGAUGACCAGACUCUCGACCGACAAGAAAAAGCAGUUUGGUCCGCUGGUUCGGUGGCUGAAGGUGAACUUCAGCGAGGCGUUUAUCGCUUGGAUCCACAUCAAGGCUCUGCGGGUCUUUGUGGAAUCGGUGUUGAGAUACGGUCUGCUCGUCAACUUUCAAGCGAUGCUGCUGCAGCCCAACAAGAAGAACAUGAAGAAGCAGGAGGUCCUGUACGAUCUCUACAAGCACCUGACAGCAGCGCUGGCUGCCAUCAUCGACCAAUCCGCCAUGGACAUCCCCGGCUUGAACCUCAGCCAGCAAGAAUACUAUCCCUACGCGUACUACAAGAUCGACUGCAACCUCCUGGACUUCAAGUAGAAGACGCGCUUUUAACCACGUGGCCCUUCGCUUCGCUCUCUGUGAAUAAAUUAAAUUAAACUGUAUAUCGCUGAGCUCUCGUUCCAGUCACCCGGCCAUGCAUGCUCAUUCAUAUUCAGAGAUACUCCUCCACUGACCGCAGGAGACCAUCUAUAUCUGCCGCCCCUAGUACUUUGUUUACAUUUUGGUUUUUUUUAAGGAUGUCGUUGUGUUAUCACAUGUGCAAGUGAACUAAACGAUGCGUUUUAAGUCAUUCCACUCAUGUUUUGUGACGUGCAGUAGCUCCAUUUGAUGUCGGUGAUCGGUAUUAUUGUGCGUGGACAGCUGUGUUUUUAACCUUUUAUUCUUGAAAUGAACCAGUGGUCCGUUUGAGCAAACACAAAAUGAGAGAGAAAAAGUGUUACAAAGAUGCAAUAUAAAUGUGACGUCGUGUACAUUUGGUGUUCGAAGAGUUAUAUAUGUGCGAAAUUAUUGUGUCAUGGAACCAAAAUAUAAAAUUAUUAUAAGUACGUAA
Molecule: messenger RNA, 1850 nt
Organism: Puntigrus tetrazona (Sumatra barb)
Lineage: Eukaryota; Metazoa; Chordata; Actinopteri; Cypriniformes; Cyprinidae
Product: V-type proton ATPase subunit C 1-A-like
Biological process (GO): proton transmembrane transport
Cellular component (GO): vacuolar proton-transporting V-type ATPase, V1 domain; lysosomal membrane
Molecular function (GO): proton-transporting ATPase activity, rotational mechanism
Source: RefSeq, a predicted model, not a curated record